GGGGGAGAAGGAACUCGUCUCUGGGGAGGGGCAGGGAACUGGGUGCAGGCUUGGUAACGCCAAAGUGCUCUCUCCGCAUGGUGGCAACGAUUACUACAAAAACGAGGAACCCUCGUGUGGAAUCUGCGCCCGCGGAUCUCAAACUGGGCGGGGAAAGGAGAGCAACGGGAGGAGCGGUUUGGGGCGCGGCAGAUUCGCGCCGGCCGUUUCCGGGGCAACGCGGCCUGCUUCAAGUUGAAGCGCCUGCCUGGGGAGUGUCUUGUCUGUGGGUGGGCUUGUUAUUAUUAUUUAUUAAAUUUGUAUGCCGCCCACCAACCAUAUAUUUCAGGGCGGUUCACAGCAUAAAAAAAUACAAGAUAAUAACACAUUGAACGAAUUAAUUUAUUAUUUCGGUCACAGACCAGUUCCAGCCCUCAUACAAAAUCAUGGAAUUCAUAAAACACGAUAGGGAUACCUUUGAAUUUGCAAUUAGGUAUAACAGGGACAAUACAGAUAUAGCAACAGUUUAAAAAUAUAUAAAUUAAAACUUAGUCAUUAACAUAACCUAAAAUUAUCAUUUAAAACCUUAACCAUUAUGAGAGCACAGCUUGUUCCCUAAGUUUUAUGGCAGUUGCACAGAAUUUGGCUACCCUUAACGUGAUCUCAGGAUCCUUGUCGUCUACCAGGGAUUAUAGGCAUUGAAGUUCAGAUUCAUUUGGAGAUUUUUGCAUCGAUAAUAACACAAAAUGCAUGAUUAAAACAAGAAAAGCAAAAAAAAUAACUGCCCCCCCCCCGCCAAAGUUGGUGGUGGAUUCUGGCUCCUCACAGACCUGUGAUUGCUCGCACUUUUUAACAAACCAAAGUUCCCAGGAUUCUUUGGGGUGUGUGCUUUCAUUUUAUGGUUUGUACGCACAUACCUCUCAAGGUUUUCCCCUCCCUGCAUCUCUAACUGCAAGGAGCCACUUAAAAGCCCCCAAAGGAGUGAGCAAACAUGCAAAUCCAUCAGUUUUGAACCAUGUACCUUUUAUCACUUUAUCUCUCCAAGUCUCCCAAACAACUAUGUCAUUGGGCAGCCAGGAUAAAUACUGAGAGUAAAUAAGCAAAGAAGCAAAUAAGAUGUCUGCAAACAUGACGUGGAGGCAGGCAACAUCAACCCCACCAGGAGACAGACAGGCUGUGCAUAGCAUUCACCAGGCAAGGAAUGGCUGCUGGGAGGAGCGCGGAGAGAAGAAAUGGUGCAUCUGUAACAGUGAAACUUGCCGCCUUCAUCUUCCCCAGCUUCAUCUUCCCCUCAGCAGCGCUUGUAACUUUCCAGCAGUUUGACUUCACUCCCAAAGGCGCACUUCCUCCAUUAUCUCAAAAGGCAGACAGAUGCCAGCAACAACAAAGCACAAAGCUCAAAAGCUUUGUCAUCUUUGUGAUCGUUGGUAGGUCCUAAUAAUGUUAUUACCUUACUAGGUAAUAACCCCCUUGCACAUCAUCCUGCAAUUUUUGCUUGAAUAUUCUCCUUUAGCUAAUUUUUGUUGCUUCUUAAAUGUUUAUAGACGGUUUUUGGAAAAUUCAUAGUGAGCCUCCCAAACAGAGGUUGUUCGGUCUUGCAAAGCCACUCAGUGGAGAAAAAAAGAGAGGGCUGUUACUACAUCCCUUGCUAGUAGACUCCUGGCAUAUCUGAUAGGCCAGUGUGGGAAGUGGAAUAGAUGGAUCUUGGAUAUGAUGCGUCAGAGAUCUCAUUGAAUCCAUUUGGCCUUUCCCGACUGGGUGGCAUUCAGUCACAUACCAGCAAAUUUGUGUUGUGCAAUUAUAGCUUAUUGGGAGGGUCUUGCUCAACAAGCACUCUUUCCUCAAAAGAUAGUAAACUUUUUGCUUUAUCUGCCAAAGGUCUCAAGGUCCAGUCUCUGCAUAUCCAGUUGAAAAGGGUCAGGUAGAAAGAAGGUGAUGAGAAAGACCCUUGUGAGGGACUCUGAAUCAGAGGAGACAAUCCUAGGCUACAUACAAACACCUGGUAUAAGACAUAUUCCUACGUUCCUAGGGAUAGAUUGCUAAAUUAAGUUUUUUUAAAUGCAAAGGGGCAAAAAAAGCCAACAACUGCAAUCAAUAGAGGCCCAAAUGCUGUUUCAGAUCUCAUGGGUUGAACCUAAUUGUGAAGUUUUGUAGCGCUGGUUUCUUUUAACAGCCAGCCUCCUGUUUUGAAGGGGAGGCAGCAGUAUGGAUGGCUGUUUACAGAAUCAAGUGUCUCCACUGCAUUAUGAGGCAUUUAUAUUUUGUCAAAAUAAAUAUGAACUGAAACAAGAUAAUAUAUAUGACAAGCCGAAGCUGGGAGCUUUAGUGGAGGGUGAAAAGGCAUACUAGACCAUGUUUUUGCUAUCAUUUAUUAUGAAAUCACUUUAAGAUGCUUCAUAGGAAGUGAUUCACGAAUGAAAUAGAUACAAGGCUGUCAGUUUCAUGCCUUUUCUGUCAUGAAGAACCUCGAGCAUCUCAGAUUGUUCUUGGGUUAUUAUGCAUAUCAGAAAUAGAUGUAUGCAACCUUCCCAAAGCAGUAGCAUAUUAUGUAAAAUACUGAAAAAACAUUAUCGGCCUUCUGUUAUAGUUCUUGGGAAUCGUAGAUUCAGUGAUCCUGUUUGCAAGCCCUCUCCUUUGCCCUGCUUCAAUGGGUUUUCAGGCUCUCUUUCCCCCUCUGCUUCUGCAGUCCUUAACUUAUGCGUCAACUAUCCCAGGUUUUUCUCUGCUCACUGUCUUAUCAUUUUGUUUUAAUUUGCUAUUGCUGUUACUUCCUUUUCUCCUCUCUGUUUCAGUGUAGGGAGAAGAUGCAUACAUAAAUCCAUACAUCCAUAAUUUUUUUUAAAAAAAUAUGAUUCUGCACUGGGAGUGGGGACUCAGGAAGGUGGAAAAAGGGGCUAGAUCAGGAGUGAGAAUAAUUUUUCUAAUCUGUCUUGUUCAUAAGCUCUUGAAAAACUCUCACCAUUGCAGUUCCUGGUCUGUGAUGAAUAGCCCACUGCGCAAUCUGAGUUCUGUGGAACUGAAUGAUGGAAUUUGUGCUAACAAAGGCAUCUGAGACCAAGAAAUAACUGAUAUGUCCCUAGUGCUGCAGUUGGAUGCUGAUGUACAAAAAGAAACUUAAGGAACAACAAAAGGUGUUCCUUAAGUGUUGCUAAGUAGAUUUAAACACAGCCUGUCUAUAUUAUGGAUAUGUCGUAGUUAAGUGUGUUGAACCUGGGGAGAUCUGAUUGGUGAGAUCUGAGUUCAGAUUUUUACCCAGCCAUGAAACCUCCUGGCUGACUUUGAACCAGUCGUGCGCUGUCAGCCUAAACUACCUACCUGAGUAAGAGUUGCUUCUGAAUGCCAGGAAACUGCAGGAGAGGAGAGGACUUGCUUGUGGGUUUCCCCAUGGCAUCUGUUUGGCCACUCUGAGAGCAGGGUGCUGGACUAGAUGGGCCAUUGGCCCGCUGCAACAGGCUCUUCUUAGGUCCCUCAUAGGACUGUUCGGAGGAGAACCAUAUACAGUGGUACCUCGGAUUACAUAUGCUUCAGGUUACAGACUCCGCUAACCCAGAAAUAGUACCUUGGGUUAAGAACUUUGCUUCAGGAUGAGAACAGAAAUCGUGCUCCGGCAGCACGGCGGCAGCGGGAGGCCCCAUUAGCUAAAGUGGUGCUUCAGGUUAAGAACAGUUUCAGGUUAAGAACGGACCUCCGGAACGAAUUAAGUACUUAACCUGAGGUACCACUGUACCUGAUUCAUUGCAGGAGUGGCUAGAUUUAUCACAUUCAUAUCUCAGUCAAUAGAGCGUAAGACUCAAUCAUGGGUUGGAGCCCCACUUUGUGCAAAAGAUUCCCGCAUUGCAGGGGGUUGGAUUAGAUGAUCCUCAUAGUCCCGUGCAAUGCUACAAUUCUGUGAAACUCACUCUUUCCCCAUUCCAAAACUUUUAACCUUUUAAAUCCCACUGUGUAAGAAUUGGUACCUUCCUGACUUUCAAAUGCUAAGAUCUUUAUUGACAUAUGUUAAUAUCCCAAACGUUGAAUUCUUUUACCUCCAUGCCUCAUGAAUGUAUUCAGUGGGGCAGCUAAAAUUGUGCCCGUGCCUAUUUUGGAAUAGGACUAGCAUUGUAGCAAGGAACACCCCAUUUGCGCUGAACUGUUCCAGAAAUUAAGCACACUCACUUAUAUAUCAGUUACCUCUGAAUACUUUUCAUGGAAUACAGGUUUUUCUCCAAAAGCUUCUGGAGGGGCUGCCACAUUGUAACCCUACCCUUCUAACGGCUCAUAGCAAAUAUAUUUGUUCUCCAUUGCAGAUUUCUUCAUGUGGCCCUUGGAUCCUGCAGCACAAGCUGCCACGCAGAGAAUGAAACAAAUGCAAGUAAUCCACAGUGUUUAAUGGCAGGCUGGUUUUUUAAAUAAAUGUAAUGAAAGGAUACCCAAUAGUAUAGUGUGCUAUUGGUUUGGUUUUGCCUUGUCUUGGCUGUAGGUUGUUAGUGAGUUCCUCCCAUUAUGGCAAUGGUCCAGAGUUUUUCAAACCACCUUAGCUUUUCUCCUGCUUUCCUAUGAUGCACUACAGGGAGUCUGUAUAGGGAGUCCCUAUAAGCAAUAGGGAAAACAGACCUUUUGUUGCAUUUUCCUUAACUGUAGUUGAAACAGCAUUAAAGGCUGAAAUCCAUAAAGCUUCUACCACUGAGGAGGCCCAUCACAUAUGCCAUAAAGUGUCAUGGACUUCACACCUCGUCUAGCAUAGUGGAGAGCUUUUUACCUGCAACUCUAUACAGCUUCAACAGGGUACAGGUUGCUAUCUUGUACCCCUGCAGAGAUGGAAUAGAAGUAUUCAUCCUGUCACCCCUUAUUCCAUUAAACUUUACUUUUUUAUAAGCUUGACUUUAUUGCUCUUGGUAUGUCAGAAGCAACCAUGAACCAAAUAGGAAUGUGAAUUGUUUUAUUGGCACUUCUUUGCUAUAAUAAUGUUUGCUCUUCAGAAGUGUUAAUUCAGGAACCCCUAGAAGCCAUAAUUAUUUAAAAAACCACAAGCCCUAUAAUCAGAGGUCUACCUUUUAAGCCUCCUGUUCACUUAGGUACAAGCCCCAUCAUGUUCAGUGGGGCCUCCUCCCAAGUAAGGAUUCCUUACUUAUUAUUCCUGCCCUAGUCUUCACAUUUCAAAUUGGAUUGUUUCUCAAAAGGCCAGAGUACGUUUUCUUUUCCUAGGAUAGAAUUGUUCAAGAAAAUCAGCAUGCAAAUACAUUGUGGGACCUCAUAGGUUUAACACUGAAAUAUAUUUCCCUAUCAGCUUGUACUUCUCUAUUCUUUCAAAUGAAACCAGGGAUGUAUAUCUGUGCAUGCAAGAUGCAAAUUUCUUGCAUACAGCAGUGCAGAGAUGAGAACCUUUUGUAAAAUGCUUUUGGGGAAGAACUGACAUGGAUAAAAGGAGGUAUUGUAGUACCUUUUCCCAUCCUCUCACCAUCCUUACAAAUUGGGGCCAUCAGGAUCUGGCUGGCUCUGGGCUCAAACUCACCCUUCAACUGAUAUAUAUUUGUUUACACACUCUCUCUCUCUCUCUAUAUAUAUAUGAAUAUUUUUUUAAAAAAUGGUAUACUGAUACUUUACCAGACGUGCAACCCACUGGCAAAAACACAGGUGGAUGUGUUUAGGGUCAGAGAGCCAGCCAGGUACGUUCUGAAAAUGUCAACUCAUCCUCAAUUCUGCCCAUGAGAAGGAUUACGCCUUUGAAAUGGGAAUUGUCAAUCUCAUGCAAAUACGACGUUUUCAAUGCAGUGCACUAGAAAAUAAGUCCCAACAGCCUCCCACAUAUUCCAAAGUAUUUAUUUCACAAUAUUUUAUGCACAGCUGAAGGACAGGACUAUUUGUCGUUUUCCUACAAACAGAAAGUGUAGUUUACAGAUCUGUUCAAAAUGGAAAAAUAUUUCUUUUACCAGCAGUAUCAUUUCAUCUACAUUUUUGGGACUUGCCUUCAAAAGUCAUUCAAGUACCUUCAGAGCAGCCGACCUAUCAACCAGUGGUGACUUAAGACUUGGCAUGCACACAGCAAACCCUGGAUUGGGUACUGCUAGGCAAAUCCUUAUUUCCCUUUUGCACAUCCAUUUUUACUGUCAGGCCUUUGUGUUCUUUGAACAAUUCUAGUAUUUAAGGGGAAUGUUAUUGGCUGCUUGUAUUUAAAAUAUUCAGCCUUAAUUCAGAAAGCAAACUGUUCUGUUACACCUUCAAAUACAUAAAAAUCCAAUGGGUUGAGGAGACAGGCGUAAACAGGCUUGUACAAUAUAUUUUGAUUGGCACAGUUAUAGGAUUAUUGUAGCUGGCUAUCCAUAAUCCUAAGUCAUUCUGACCACUAAAAUUACAGUCCUAUUACAGUUUCUGACAAUAAGAAACAAGUUCAUGUUGUUAAUGUAGUGCUGGCAUGAGGAGGAAAUAUGGCUUAGUGUUAAUACACCUUUACAAACGCUUGCAGCAGCCUGGUCAGCCACUGCAAAUUCUUGCAUACUUUAUUUCUAUAACAUCUUAAAAGGGACAAUAGGAACGUAAUGCUUCUGUUGUCUUAAUCCUGUUUCAGGAGUUCAGGAGCAGGCUGUGUGCCUGUGUGCUCCUCUCCUCAUGGUGAAUUUCCACUGCCCUUAACUUUUAUUUCAGUGUCACCACUGGUGUCAGUCAAGGUUCCUACUUAAGCAUUAGCUGCAACUAGCAGUGGUACUGAUGUAAUAGAAAAAUGUGAUUAACAGGUGGUGGGGAAGAGGGAACACAUAGACCCAUGGCCUGCUACCAGUGUCUUAAUCCUGGUACACAUAUAAUAUUGCAGCAUGAUUUUAAAUAAGCAUGAUCGUGUAGUCAAAUAGCUGAUUUCACUGGCAGUUGUUGAUUUUCAUAGGGUAUAGGUCUGACCAGUCUCCCUUCAAUAAAUAAAGUUAUGGUGCUGGGGUAGCCUAAUGCCCAACUCUGACAAUUAGUUUCAAGGGCACAGCCAGUACUAUAGGGCAGUCAAUUCGCUUUGGGGGUUUAGAUUCAAUGCAAACUGUCCAUGUUCAUUGAACAUAUAUAUGAUGAAGUUGUGCAGACACCCUGUUGUGAACCCCUGUUUAUUGCAUUAUAGUACAGUAAUUUGAAGCCUUGAGCAGAGGAGGCAAACCUGUAGCUCUCCAGCUAUUUUUGGACUACCACUCCCAGCGUCACUGACCAUUUGGCAUGCUGGUUGGGGCUGACGGGAAUUGGAGUGCCUCAGGUUAGUCACCCUUGUCCUAAAGAAGUGACAAAAUAAAGCCAGCACAGAUCAAAACCAAGUCCGCACCCACCCAAACAGUGUGGGAAUCAGCCCCAAGAAGUUCAGUGACUUUAUAGGAUUUCUGCCAAGUCUAGGAAAUUGAAAUGCUCCCUUCUCUCUUUGGAAGUCUGCUGCUGAUGGAAGAGGAUAGACAAAGAGAGAUGUUUGGUAGUGGCUGCAGAUUUCUUCCAGCCUCACUUGAUAUGUUCCUGCUGCUGCAUAGAAAAUCUUUGUAACACCCUUUCUCAACCCGCGAUCUCAUUGCUGGAAGGAAGGGAGUAACAAAAGCGGGUUGGGUUGUUGUUUUUUGCUAGCUAUGGCACCAUUCAUGGAAUAGCGAUCAAUGACUGCUUCACCAGCACAUGAUCUUCAGCUAAUUGCUACAGUAAGAAUUUCACACAUGAAUUCGUCUCUGGGAGCAGUUCCAAUAGUUAUAAAAAGAUCCAUUGCCCAAAUUUAACUGACACAUAAUUAUGAAUUACUGACUCAGGAAGAAAUUCCUUAAGUUGCUCACUGGUGACGUGUUCUUUCCAUACUAGCUGGACUAAGUAUAGAGAAGUUACAUGCUGGGCUAUUCGUUGCUAGAGGAUCUUCAACAUUGCUAAUUUGACUGCUAUCCCCACUCAAUUGCCCUUUAUUAUGAGGAAUGUAAUAUAUGCUGCUUUCUCUCCUCCCCCUUCUCAAUUUGUGGGUCUGAAUGCAUUUUUUAUUUUUUUGCUGUUAAUAUGUGUGCUGAUUAAUUAUGAAUGUGUGUUCCUACAAAGCAGGGUUUUCCAUGUUAGCAAAAGGGGGUGCGUGCGAGCAAGCAAGCAUCAAUGUCUGCACAUCCACACUUUUGGACAGAUUUCCCUUUAAAAAGCCGUGUAUGGGGUAAAGGCUUAGAAACUGCUUGGGGAAAGGCCAUUAAACCCCGCUGUAUAUGCAGCUUGGAUUCUGCGCAAUUGCUAGACUGCAUCUAUUGUUUACAGUGAAUACUGAACUUGCUUCAUGGACUUUUGAACAUGUCUGCUUCAAAAUUUCCAGCGUCAACUGUCUACUUACAACUCCAAAGGCAAUUUUUGGUGACAUUUAAAGGUUUCCCCAGAAUUAUUAACACUCAGUCUUGAAAAAAUAGUGAUUGAGAAUAAUGGUGAAAAGGCACACAGUGGGAAAGUACUCUAUCAGAAAUAUUUUAAAAUGAUGAAAUAAAUGACACCAACCACCUUUUUGAACUGUGCUAAAGAGUUUUAAAUGACAUUUAAAUGGCUGAUGAGGAAGAGAGAGAAGGCAUGUUUGUGCAGGGCAAUACCAGUGAAUUGGCUUUUUAAAAAGUAAGUCCCAAGAUAUCUUAAAAACAGAUAACAUAAAAAUUACAUACAUCAAAUAUAUUUAACAUGAGAUCCUUCUGAAAAUCUUUUGCAGUUAAAUAUUACAGUUAUUUACUUAGUUCAUAUCUCUUUCUAUACUAACAGUUAGAUUUUUAAAAUAUACACAGAUAUAAUACAUAAUAUAAAUAAAUUCUCCUUGCAGUGCUGUAGUGAAAUACCAUUAUCCUCAGGAAGAACAUUAGCCACAUUUUAUAAAUACGUUUUCUAGGAUCACUGUGAAAGUGGGUUCUGCAGCUCCCUUUCAGUUAGCCUACCUGGUUAGAAUUAUGGUUAGCAAUGCAUGGUGAUUCAGUUGCAGCUGGAACACUUUAAAAAAUUGCACAGCUGGAUACACAGAAACAGGUGCAACAAGAGAAACUGUGAACACAUACUUUCUGCUUAGUCUAGAGUGCAGGACAACACUAAAUUCUGCAUUGCACUGGAGAAAUCAGGAGCAGUCACCCAGUUCACCUCCCCCCGACAUUUAAGGGGGCAAAUGCUCUAGUUCAUCACAACUGGCAGAGUGCCCCAACCUCAGGCUGAUUGUUUGGGAGAUGGAAGAUUUGAUCCUGGGAAGAGAACAUAAUGCAGAAAGAAAAUUACCUGGCUGCUGCAGUACUGACUGAGGCUUGGAUGCUGCUAUUCUUGCUUUUAUGUCAUUUAAUUGACCAUUACUGUGCAUUGGCUAAAGAAAAAAAGAAGUGCCUGGAAUUUAUUAUUUUAAAAAGAAGCUUCAAAGGAAAUCUCUUCAAUCAUGCUGGAAAGAGACAGUUGUGGUAUAAAGAAAGUUGUUUGCCAAGGUCAAGGAGAAGAAUGGCUUUGUUCAGUGAAGGCAACAUACUUACUGUGCUUCCUUAUUCUAUCAAGCUUCAAACCCACAAAGCUGGCAUGCCUAAGCACACGGGGUCAGUCAUGGCAACUGCUGGGGAAAGGCUCUGUCCAACAUUGGUUUGCUGCAUGCAGGAAGUCACAAGAGAAAGAGGCAAAGUUUGCCAUGAAAACUGGCACUUUCUAUGCCCAAGUAGGGUGUGAAUGAGGAACAAUGCGGGGUGUGUGUGUGUCAGGGGAGGAUUCCCUUGACUGGAGCAUUAUUGGGUAAUUUCACCACCAUGAGACUGGCUGAAACCUAACUGGGCACCUUUGGCAGGGGCAAAAAACUACCAAACAAGCUCAAGGCACUGUAGAACUGAAGCAAAUUCAGCUGAAGAAGUAAAUGUCUCAAAUGCAUGCUGAAGCAAACGUUACUUGCUAUAGUUACUGGUUUAUGAAUUAGGAAUAUGAAAAGCUAUAUUAAACCAUGGUCCCCAGAAUAGUUCCAUUUUGUAUUAUAACCUCUGUUCAACUGCGAUGUUAAUACACUGGAGUGUUGCAGCAGCGGAUUUGUAAGUGCACAUUAGAAAUGCUGAGUGAGAGAGGUGAUUUUUGUGUAUAAGUUGACUGCAGGACUUUACUUGUUUCUCCCUCUCUCUGCAUAUUGUUCUUCCAAGGACUCGAUACUGUAAGGUGUUGAGCAACGUAGCCUGAAUCAGCAGGACCUCAAUAUGCAGACUGCUGAACUUUUAAAAAAAGAGAGCAGUGACCCUUGGGACUCAUCACCUGCUAGAAAUGGGCAAGUACUCCAGUUCUUUUCUGAAUCAGAUCAGAAUGCUUAGGACCAGUCCGUUGGUAAAAACUGUAUUCUAUUAUAAGGGAGAUACUUUGCAAGCUGGGCAUUCGAUUUGCAGCAGUUAAAAUCUCCCUCUUAGAAUUGGCUAGCUGCCUAAGUUCAAGUUGCAGGAAGUUGCUCUGCAUUUCUGAUGCUAUCUGAUAGUAGGUUGAGUGUUGCCUUUGCAAAGCUUAAUAGUUUUGAAAGCAACUGAAUAGGUAGGAAUUGCAUGUGUACUUUAAUGUCAAAACAAUAGAGAGUUGAGAAAGCUAUUUACUUUAAACAUUCUGUAACCCAAAGAUUAAAAAACCAUAUUGGUGAAACAGUUUCUAUUUGUUACACUGGUCACGUUCACUUCCUGGCUUGGUAAGUGAGGAUACACAUGCAGCCACUUCCCUCUUCCCUUUGCACAGGCAGGGAAUUACGUCAGGAGGCUGCAGUUAACCAUGGCUUCCUAUCAUGUGCAAACCUUGAAAGUAUGGUGAAUGUCUUUCAAACAAACCAGGAUACGAAGUCAUGGUUUAACAUUGAUUUCCAGAUCCUGGGUUGUUUGGAAACCAUUAACCAUAGUUUCCUGGUUUGCGUGUAAUGGCAAGUCAUGGUUAACAGCGGAUUCCUGCUUCAUUGCCCGCUUACUUAAAAGCACUGUGUGUCAGUGCACUAAGCUUGGGCAGAUCCAGUUUCUUAAGCCAUGUUUCAUUAGGCAAUUGAGUCUCUGAUGGGGAAGUGGUGCUGUUAAUGCUAUUGCAUAUUAGUGCCAUGUUAGGAAGGUAAAAUAAUUUCCCUACCCAUUCUGGUUUGCUUCAAAUUGCUGGUAAUGAUGCAAUGUCAUCAGUGCUAAUAUCUCAUUCUAUUUCUCCCAAAAGGCCUCCUUGCCAACCAGCACUUUGCUACCCAAUCAGAUAUGGUAUCACACAACUUUUUCCACGGUAUGAAGCAACUGCCCUCCAUAACUGACUUGAAACAAGUCACAAAGUUGGUUGAAGGCAAACCUUCCAUUCAGGUUGCCCAGCCAGUCCUAUGGAAGCUCUGCCAGACUGUAUCUUGACUUCACAAUGGUUCCUAACAUGGCCAAGGAAUCUGUCCUGCAGAUUAGCACUGCCACUAGUAACUGUAAGGACUACUCAGCUAUGAUAACAAGGAACUGACCUUUUUGUGAAGUAUUUUGGACCUUGUACCCCUAUCUAUCUUUCCUCACAAUCACAGUAAAAGCAAUGUGUUCUCAUACAUAUUCACAGGAUAAAAGAGGCAUAAAGACUUUGGAUUGGUCCGAGUAACCUGCAGCAGUCUGCAGUGGAGCUGUAAUUAUAGGGCCGAACUCCUGCAGAGGUUUCUGGGUCCAUGAUUUUCCUCUUUCUCAGUGUGGCACAUGGACAAAAUAUUUAUGGCCACUUAAUAUACUGAAGGCAGGCUGGAACUGCCCCACUGACCGCUUCUAGGUUAUGCUCCAUACAAAGUUGCCUUUGAUGGAGCUGGGACAACAACUGUAACCAUUUUCUUGUGCCCCAGAUGCAAGGAAAAAGCAUUGUUCCCUCCACCAGUUAAAUUUCCUUUCGGACUACAUAAUUAAUUCUUGGUCUGGCCUCCUGCAACUUUAUUUCCCAAAACAAUCAUUUAAAAAAUGAAGGGCAGCAGCAGAAAUUCAGAAAUUGAAGUUCAGUAUGUGCAAGCGAGCCCCGUAACCAUGGACGACGUUACGAUGCACGGUCACGAAGGCUUCUUUCUAUUAUUUCAAGAUAGAAUUUCUCAAACCACAACCUAAGAAAAUGAAAAUAGUUAUUCCAUUUACCAAUGCUGGUGCCUUAAUGGCAGCAGGGAAAGAAUAUUUUUAGCAUGGUAUCAAGUGGUACAACCCCCCACUUGUUUCAAGUAUUCUUAGCAGCAAAAUCUGCCUCCCCCCCCCAAAAAAAUCCCCCCCCAUACAAACCAAAACGCAUCCAACCAAAAAUACAAGAUUAGUUUCUUAUGCUAUACAAUUCAGCACUGAUUCACUAAAGUGUAUUGGUUCAUCAACCAUCAUUUGGUCCACAUUUGAAGAGAUCCUUAAAUUCCACUUUUUGCUUUUUUGCUUAGGAAAUUUGGCUGGGAGUCAAUAUAGUAUCUUCAAACUCUGUUGAGGAAUUCCAGGCCGAGAGAAGCGGGGAUGUGGAUAGAGUCCAUGGUUAGAGAAGAAGGGUUGAAUGGAAACAGUACAGGGAACAUGAACUUGAAGUCUAACAGUAGCUGUGGAGGUUCAUUCCGCUCUUGCAAAUUUGCCUACAAGAAAUU
This is a messenger RNA of Podarcis lilfordi (Lilford's wall lizard), 12484 nucleotides long. The record is from the annotation of a GenBank genome assembly. Lineage: Eukaryota; Metazoa; Chordata; Lepidosauria; Squamata; Lacertidae.